CUUCAAUCUUCUUCUUCUUCGUCGACUGAAGACACCCUUCUUCUCAUCUUCAGCGGAGCGGGAGAGAAAGAGAAAGAAAGAGGGGGAGAAAGAUAGAGAGGGAAGGCGAAGAAGGAGAAGAAGCAGACCAGGGAGAACAAGGAAAAGGGAGGAACAUGGUGCAACAUGGCGCUGCGGCCUCGUUGGCCCCUUCGCUCGCAUCGACCGUCGACCUCCUCUCGCGCACGCCCACGUCACAGCUGGCCAUUCUGCUGACCCAGCACCCUUCCCUAGGCCCACACCUCUCGUCGGCGCUCCGCCUCUCUGCAAGGUCCGCGCUCACUGACUCCACUGCCUACUUUGGCAACAACAAGGGCGACGAUGAUGGCGGCGAAGCCGAGCUGCGCAAGACGACGGAGAAGCUCGUUGAUGUGCUGCAUCGGCUUGCUGGCCGAGGCGACCCCUCGCUGCUCAAGAGCCGCGUCUUUGCCAGCGCCGAGACCUGCGUUGACCUGGCCCUGGCUGCCUCGGCCUCGUCCUCGUCUGCCAGUACAAGUGCCAAGGUCGCGAGCCUGCUGGCUUUCCUCUUGACAAGGGACACUACCGUCGAGCUGCUGGACGGCGCAUUCAGUGCGCUUGAGGCAUCGAUCGAGCGCAAGGGGGAGAAUGGAGAACGAAGUUCACGGGCAGCGAGAAUCGUCGCGACGCUGGUGGGCCUCCUACCAGUCUACAGCGCGAGACCUCUGCUGCGCAAGGGGCGCGAGGAAGCGUCGGACGAACGGGGGGUUGUAGAGAAGAGGAGAGGAGCGACGUUACAGCGCGCAUAUGAGAUGGCCACGGCAAAGAUGGAGGCUGGAGUGCGCGAGGCCGAGCGGACUUGGCUGAUGCAUACAAAGGUGUCCUUGCUCGAUGCGGCCUGGGGCUUGCUGCAUCGUCGAGGCACCUCUGCGACGGCCAGAGCCGCCACAUUUUGUGCACUGGCUUCGCCCUCGUCCUCGAGGCAAGCGCCUGCUUCCGCCUCAACAAGGGAAGGGACGCCGCUCGUGAACCUGCCCCUCCUCCUCGAUCUCGCCCUCGUGCGCCCCGCGAUGAUCGAGGUGAUACAGUCAGUCACAACGAGCGCUGGAGAGCCGUCCUCAAGGGACGAGGUAGAGGCACGCACGCUUCUAAAGAGACUUCAGAUCGAUCUCAGUACGAUUCCGAUACAAUCUCAUCAACAGGGAGGAUCGUUUCCGCCGCUCAAAGACGUCGGAGGCGGUUGGAGCACGCUCCAGAACGAGCUGCGACGUGCAAAGUCGACGGCGAGGAAGGGCAAAGGGGCAGAGGAAGAGGAGCAAGACGAUGAAGAACGUAUCCGGGCCCUCGUGGAGGGCGUUCUCGUCGUCCUGCCACAUCUCCAGAGGGAUGUUGACGGGCUUGAGCGGCGGCUCCGAUCGGCGCUCAAGUUUGCACACGCCACAACGGUGGACCACGUCGUGGCGCUGCUCCUGGACGAGCAGCAGGAGGGACAAAGGCUCCUCUCGGAGCGCGCAGCCUCCUUUGAGGAUGGCCAGUCUCUUCCCCCGCUUGUGUCUUCGACGGCACUGAGCUAUGGAAAGAGGAAGGGAAAGGGAAGGAAUUUCCAGGUGGGGGGCAUGGGGCUCGAGGAGGACCUCAAGAGGAGCAUCCUGGAGAGAGCAGAGAGGCCAGACUCGGACGAAGAGGAAGAGAGAGAAGUCUGGGAUCCGUUCAAGGCGGCGCAGGUCGAGAUGGACGCCGCUGGAAAGGGGCAGAGAAGGCAAAGGACAGGAGGCGACGCCGAUGCCGACGACGAUGACGAUGCGCUCUUUGAUGAUGAUGACGAUGGAGCUGGACCAUCCGCUGCCAGAGGGAGACUUCGGAGAGAAGAAGGCGAUGACGACAGCGAGGAAGACGAGGACGAACAUGACAAUCGCGACGGAGGUGAGGCAAGGAGAGAAUCGAAGCCGAGAGGUGUACCUGCAACUUCUGCCUAUGUCGCGGACGAUGGGCAAGAAAGGGCAAAGCAGAGCGUGCAGGCAGAGAGAAAGGCGGAGAGGAUCCUCAUUGCCGCCUACAAGGAGGCAGGGGCCGGACUGUUCCACAAAGAUGCGCGAAAGACCAAGGCGAGGAAAAAUCUCGUCGACGAGCUCAACCAGGCCGCUUCAGGGAGCAAGAAGUGGGACGAUGGCUUCGUCGAGAGCUGGGCGACGAUGUUCGAACGCAAUCCGAGAAAGGACAAGUUGUUGCACUCUGUGGACGACAUGCUCCUGAUGGAGAACCCAAAUAUCGCGCCUGCCUCGAAUGGAGGGGGAGAUCGAUCUUUCGGGCCUGAUAAGGGACGAGGGGGUAGGGUCCUGGGCGAGAGGGGCAGAGGAGGGGGAGGAGGGGCGGGAAGAGGAGGAAGGGGCAGCGGAGGGGGUUCAAGAGGAGGCAGAGGGAGCUCGAGGGGAAGAGGAGGUGGUGGUGGCGGUGGCAGAGGAAGGGGCAGGGGCGGAUCCAAAUGA
Molecule: messenger RNA, 2483 nt
Organism: Acaromyces ingoldii
Lineage: Eukaryota; Fungi; Basidiomycota; Exobasidiomycetes; Exobasidiales; Cryptobasidiaceae
Exons: 2
Coding region: 156-2483 (775 amino acids)
Source: RefSeq, a predicted model, not a curated record